Molecule: messenger RNA, 1632 nt
Organism: Vicia villosa (hairy vetch)
Lineage: Eukaryota; Viridiplantae; Streptophyta; Magnoliopsida; Fabales; Fabaceae
Product: transcription activator GLK1-like
Exons: 5
Coding region: 363-1496 (377 amino acids)
Biological process (GO): positive regulation of DNA-templated transcription
Cellular component (GO): nucleus
Molecular function (GO): transcription cis-regulatory region binding; DNA-binding transcription factor activity
Source: RefSeq, a predicted model, not a curated record
UUAUGCAAUGGAAACAGACCAACACUGCAAGUAGCACAUACACUCCCAAACGAAACACAUAGAAACAAAAUCUCUUUUGAAACUUCACCAAAUUGUGGUUCACAUCCAAUCUCCUUCUCCACAUACUCUCUGACACCAUUUCCAAAUGUGGUAACGUUAAUCAUAUUAUUGCUACAAACCAAACUCUUCUCCAUUAUUUCACUACAUGUUCUCCUUCUCCUCACAAUAUAAACCCUAUCAUUGCUAUGCUUCUCUCAAUUUUCACGAACACAUAAUUGAGCAAAUCUUAGUUUGGUAGAAAAAUAUAUAUUUAUAUUAUUUGUCACUAGGUUGAGUAGUUGAGUGUGGAUCUGAGAGUAUUGAUGCUUGCGGUUUCACCAUUGAGGAGCAUCAACAAAGAUGAAAACCAAGAAGGAAUGGAGAGUACUUCAAUUGGAACCUGCGAAUUUAGUGACGGAAAUUUAUUGGAAAGCGUUAACUUUGAUGAUUUCUUUGUUGGCAUCAACAUGGAAGGAGAUAUCUUGCCGGAUUUGGAUAUGGAUUCAGAGAUUUUCGCUGAGUUCUCCGUCAGUUACGGAGAGGAAUCAGAGAUAAACUCAUCCGCUCUCAAGAAAGCGGAUGAAAAGAAUCAUUCUACAGAAGAAGAUAAAAUAGGUUCUUCUCUGAGUGGUCAAGGUUCGGAGGAGAUAUUAAGCAAGAGAGAUGAAUCUGUUGUUGUGAAUCCAUUGCCGAAAAAUGGUGAAAGAAAAGGAAGAAAAUCGUCGAGUCAAUCUAAGAAUCCUCAAGGGAAGAAAAAAGUCAAGGUGGAUUGGACACCAGAAUUGCACAGGAGAUUUGUGCAAGCUGUGGAACAAUUAGGAUUGGAUAAGGCAGUGCCUUCAAGGAUUUUGGAGAUAAUGGGAAUUGAUUGUCUCACUCGCCAUAACAUUGCCAGCCAUCUUCAGAAAUAUAGGUCCCAUAGAAAACAUGUGUUAGCGCGUGAAGCAGAAGCAGCAAACUGGAAUCAAAGAAGAAAUGUGUCAUGGUCAACUGCUGUAGCAGCACCCACCAUGGGUUUUCCUCCUCCUCCCAUUAUUCCAUUGCACCAUGUUAGAUCCUUACAUGUAUGGGGACAUCCUUCAAUGGAUCAAUCAUUUAUGCAUAUGUGGCCGAAGCCGCAGCCACAGCCGCAGCCUCUCUCAUGGCCCCCAACGCCACCUCAAGACCCUUCAUUUUGGCUUUCUCAACACCAACAGAGAUCAUUUGGAUGUCAACUCCCCAGCAACCCACCGCAUGGUAUGUACAAAGCGGAUCACGGCAUUGCCGCUACUGGUCCUGCUUCUGGUCCCGGUCCCUUCUUCGACUUCCAGCCGUCAAAUGAGAGUAUAGAUGCAGCUAUUGGAGACGUUUUAUCAAAACCAUGGUUGCCGCUACCACUUGGACUUAAACCUCCAGGACAUGACAGCGUAAUGAGUGAAUUACAAAGACAAGGAAUUUCAAACAUUCCACCUUCGUGAGCUUGAAACAAAAUAAUUAAUCCUUAACGGGGGAAGCUAGGUUCCAAUAAAGCCUAAUUAAUUCGACGACUUUAUAUUCAUUAGAUGUUUCAUAUUUGUUGCAUCUAAUCUUGAAUGUGAGUGAUUCAUAUUGUAA